Messenger RNA from Gymnogyps californianus (California condor), 4548 nucleotides. RefSeq names its product coiled-coil serine rich protein 2 (gene CCSER2). The transcript is spliced from 10 exons. Gene Ontology annotation, cellular component: microtubule cytoskeleton. Lineage: Eukaryota; Metazoa; Chordata; Aves; Accipitriformes; Cathartidae. Gene Ontology annotation, biological process: microtubule bundle formation. The coding region runs from base 133 to 3315 and encodes 1060 amino acids. The record is from RefSeq and is a predicted model, not a curated record. Gene Ontology annotation, molecular function: microtubule binding.
CUUCGUUUGCAGAGAUCUGGACUUUGCUGACUAGCUAUUCUCUAUUCUAAAGGGAGGAUUCAGCUGGAGCAGUUCUGCUGAUAAUAUCCUAUAAUUCAAGCACCCUUUAAGGACCAAUGUACCCAAUAGCUCAUGGAAGAAAAAAAUCAAAUCAGGACAUCCUUGGUUUCCAGGCUACCGAAAUAUGGAACGAAAACUUUAGGAAGUGUUUUGCAACCUAUGCCAAAUGGGACGGAUGUUAGCUUAGCAGGGAGUAAUGGUGGCAAAAAUUUCGGCAAGCACAAUGGCACCGUUCGCAUGUCUUCCUUUUCUUUCAACUGGAAAAAAUCAAAUAAAUAUCAACUUCAUGAUCAAAAUGGGAGAGAGACCAACUCUAAACAUAACUGUAAUGAAAAAUUAAUUGAUUCUGAGAAGUAUUCUCAGUCUCAAGGAGCAUUGGGUAAUGAUGUGCUCAGGGCGGGUUUGAACAGUACUGCUUCGGUUGCAUCAAAAGCAGCAAAGCAAACCAAUAUGUUUGUAUCUUCUACUGAGGAAUUAAACCCAAAGUCUUUGCCUGGACUCUCUAGUUCAGCAAAAUUCGCCAAAGGUACCCUAUCAGGAAGGACCUCAUAUUCUGGACUCAAUGCUCCAAAAUCACAUUUAAAUGGAUUUUAUGGAAAUAGGCCGGUAGUAGGUUUGCAGAGACCUAGAGCUAAUUCCAGUGCCACAAGAACAAGUUCAGGAGAAAGCCUGGCACAAUCUACAGACAAUAGCAAGGCUUUUUCCUGUGAAAAAAUGGUAAGAUCACAAAGUUUUUCACAUUCCAUUCAGAAUUCUUUCCUUCCCACUGCAUCUUUAACCAGGUCACAUUCCUUUAAUAAAGCUGUGGAUCUUACAAGGCCUUAUCAUAGUCAAAAUCUAGCUGCCAGGACAUCUCAGAGGUCAACUUUGUUGUCAAGAAAUGCACGUCAGUUGGAUGUACCCAAUGGAAAUGAACCUACGAAGUAUGGAUUUACCAGGCCCUACUCUGGUAUGUCGGCUCCUUGUUCAAAGAAGCCCCCACUGUCAAACGGAUCUGGGUCAGCACCUUCUUUUGGAUACAGAUUAAGUCGGCCUUCUCUGCUGAAGCCUACCAGGCAACGAUUUGCUGGAAAUAUCAUUGUGGAUGGCAGCAAAAGUACAACUCCUGACACAUGCAUCGUGGAGAACUCUGAAAUUUCAACAAAAAUUAAUAGAGCAAUUGAGAAAAACAGUGUUAUAGAGAGCAAUGCUCAAAGAACAGAAUCUGAUGAGGGUCUGCAUGAAAGUAUGGGAAAAGAUGGGUCAAAAGUGAUGUGUAUGAGCGAUGAUGGAGAUGAAAUAUCUAUAUCUUCUUUGUCAUCCUCUGAAAAAAAUGAUUUGAGUGAAGACUUCAGUGAUGAUUUCAUAGAUAUAGAAGACCCAAACAGAACUAUACAAAUACAGCAAAAGGAGAGCUGCCUUCAAGAAUUAGAGCAUAGGAGUAUAACGUCGAUCGAGCCAUUCACUUCUCUCAAGGGAAGUGGAGGAUCUUGCUGUAAUGCUGAUGACUGGCUUGAUAUAAACGUGUCUGCAGUGGAUGACAACAGUGAAAGCACAAAGCAUACUGCUGAGAAUGUGAUUUCUCCAGAGAUGAAUUACAGAGCUGGGUCCUCUUUUGAGCUUUCUCCAUCUGACAGCUCUGAUGGCACAUAUAUGUGGGAUGAAGAAGGGUUGGAACCUAUUGGAAGUGUCCAUCCAUGUGGAAGUUAUGAAUCUUCAGAAAUGAACAGCAUAGAUAUCUUGAAUAAUCUUGAUUCAUGUGAUCUUGAAGAUGAUGAUCUCAUGCUUGAUGUGGACCUGCCUGAGGACCCACCUCAUGACAAAGAGGAAUGUGAAAAUAUGAGCCGUUAUGAUAGACAAGACAGAAAUGGUAGGCAACAUCAGGAAGGAUUCUGGAAAAGAGCACCACAACAGCGAUGGAAUACACAAGAUCACUAUCAUCUUGGCCAUACUGAUCACUAUAUCCAUGGUAAAAAUGAUUUGAACAGGGGAUCAAACUACCUAGAAUCUCCUAUUGGUCACUUUGAAAGCUAUGGAGCACCAAAUUUUUACCAGGCUCCUAGACAGCUGGUGGGCUUACCGGAGAAUACUGUGAUGCUUGAUGAAAUGACCCUUCGGCACAUGGUCCAAGACUGCACAGCUGUAAAAACUCAGUUAUUGAAACUGAAGAGAUUACUGCACCAGAAUGAUGAAAAUGUGUCACUCCAGGACAUCUCGCUCUCAGUUCCAUCAAGUCCAGAACCACAAGAACCUGAGUCAACUUUUAAGAUGGACGAUCUGCUGAAUGAGAUCAGGCAGCUUAAAGAUGAAUUGAAGAAAAAGGAUGAAACAAUCAACCAAUUAGAGCAUCAACUUGCCACUAGAUGUAACUGCCAGAAAGACAGUCAAAAACCUACAGGGGCAAUGUGCACGUAUGCUGAUAAAUUUACGCAAACCUCCUGGAGGAGGAGUUCUCCUCAAGUACUACAGCCUUCCAGCAGCCUUCCCAGUUCCACAGACCUCGCCCAGGGAAAACUAAUAAAAAUGCCACAUAUCGAGGCCCACAGUGAAUAUCCUAAACAUGGUCUGCAUGAAAAUAGCAAUCAUCAGAAUCAAAAUGCUGCAAAUGUCUCUCUCAGAAAUAGCCUGAAUGAUGUAAACUCUUUAAUGAGCAUACAGUUAAACAUAAGAGAUGAGAAUGCAUCAUAUUUGGAAAAUUUGAAAAAUAAAAAUACUGAAGACCCUGGAGAGGUGGCUAGUAAUAAAGAAGGUACAUUACCAUCUCGUUCCUGUUUUCAGACCUCUACACGAGCUGAUGCUAGAGAGGUGCAGACUGAAUUAGCUGUGAAAGGUCAACGCUCAUUCACAAACCAGGCUUCUCGGCCAAAGACUUUAAGAAUUGCAAAGCCCCCAAAUGCUUUAGUGCCUCCUACGAUGGCCGUUCUUGCACGAUCUGCAAAUCAUUCCGCUGCUUCCAAGGAACGUGAGCUUCUACCAUUAAGUAGUUCGACUCAGCUACAGCCAACAUCUGGUCAGGAUAACCUAAAGGGUAAACAGAGUCAGAAAGUGUCUAAACUUCGCCCACCAACUAUGUCCUUUAUUAAAUCUAAGCAAAUGAGCAGUCAGAAAUCCACACCAGUAUCUCCAGAGCCUCAAAACACCUGUAUGAAGACUAACAUCCCAAAGCCACCGGUACAGAGAAAGGAAAACGUGCAAACACAGGAUACCGGUUUGCAUUCUGGGGAUAGCUUGCCCUCUAAUCGGCAUUCCCGCCUCCCUAAACCAAAGACACAUUGAGAACAUACCUACAUCUCAUUGAAUGAUGCCAUACAUUAAACUACUUCCUAUGUUUUGACUGCCUUUGAGGCUGCUUUAUCUACAGCCUGCAAAUCCUGAGUGAAUAUUAAAAAUAGCAUCUUUCUUCAGUGUUUGCACACUCCAUCCUGUUAGUUCUGAGGCUCAUGUUAUGAGCUGUGCAGCUUCUCUUGAGAGUGUUAUAUCGUAGGUCUGUAUUAAAGUUUGUAUUUCCCAGUGAUCUUAGUAAUUAAGCAAAUACUGAAGUCUGUGGUGACCACAAAUACCAGAAUGCUGCACUAUGUAUUUCAGGAUGGCAGAAAUAAUGUCUUACCUCUGUUUAUUUGAGUUAUUAGACAAAUUACUAUUCAGUUUAGCUUCUUGAUUCUGAGUACUCAUUAGGUUAGAGUGGUGGAAAAUUAGACUUACUAGCAGAUAUUUUAUUGGCCAUAAUUCUGACUCUGUAUUCCAGAGGCCUAUGCAAAAAUUCUCGUAUUUAUCAUUAUCUCAAGACUGACAUAUUUAAUGUUAUUUAAUCUGAUGGGUUGGGUGGGUUGUGUUGUUUUGUUUUACUGUAAUCUGAAGUUGCUCUGUUCUUUAUUUAUCCCAUUUUCACUGUUCACAGACAAUAAGCAGAUUUCACAGGGUGAAAUGAAUCUUCUCUCUUAAACAUCAUCAUUUGUUAAAAGAUUGUGGUAUGUUUUUAUUGUGUUGAAUAGACACAUUACCGGGUAGAUUCUUGAAACGCAGUGCUAAGGAUACUUGUGCAAAACCUUCCAAUACAGGCUCUUACGAAUUGGUAAGUAGGGAGCCUCUGGGAAUAAGGGGUCCAUAACACCUAUGUCGAGGUUGCACAACAUGCAUUUUAAUUAAUGUUUUUUAACUUUUAUUGUACUACUUGUAUUUAUUGAUUUCUGUUUAAUAUUGAAAGACUCUGAAGUACCUGACUUGAAAUUUUGCACAAACUUUGCCAUAUGUGUGAGGAUUUGAAACUAUUUUACAGAAUAAAACUUGUAUUAAAAAAGCAAUUAUUUAAAAAAAAAAAAAAAUUUUAACCCCACUUAUUUGCUUUGAGCAAUCCUGUUAUGUCCUAAUCCAGAGCUGGUACUCUUUUGAGUUUUUCAGAGAUGUGUAUUUUGUGUUUGGUUUUUUUGUAAAUUUUUUUUUUUGUAAUUUCUAAAGUAGUGCAUGAUAACUGGGAAGGAGCUUUUUGGGGAAAUAAAGCAAAAAAACAUU